This is a messenger RNA of Spizellomyces punctatus DAOM BR117, 1724 nucleotides long. RefSeq lists its product as uncharacterized. Gene Ontology annotation, molecular function: RNA polymerase core enzyme binding; RNA polymerase II CTD heptapeptide repeat phosphatase activity. Gene Ontology annotation, cellular component: cytoplasm; nucleus. NCBI's taxonomy places the organism in Eukaryota, Fungi, Chytridiomycota, Chytridiomycetes, Spizellomycetales, Spizellomycetaceae. The transcript is spliced from 6 exons. The record is from RefSeq and is a predicted model, not a curated record. The coding region runs from base 13 to 1578 and encodes 521 amino acids.
AGAUCAUUCACCAUGCACAAACCCCACACUCCAAGUCCACUGUCCAACCCCCAGAAUGUAGUGACAGCCCCACGACCUUCCCGACGAGCACCAGGCCCCCGUGCCGCGAGACCAAGAAAGAAAAAGGAACUGACGGAUCGGCAAAAGUCCAUAGCAAAGUCGGCUGCGACUCGAGCGGAGUGGGAUAAAAGAGUAUUUGAGUGGCAGCAACGACUUUUUGACGGUGCUGUCGAUUUGGAUUUACUUGUUGAAGCGGCCAAAUACCUAACACCAACCGAUUACACUGAUAUUGUCACUGAGCGAGUAUCCGACAAGACAUGCGGGUACCCACUCUGCGAUCAAGCAGUUGCAGAUAUCAAGGGCCGGUACCGUAUAUCAAGAGCAGAGCAGAAAGUAUACGAUGUGACCGAAUUGAAGAGGUUCUGUUCAUCAACUUGUUUUGCUGCAAGUCAGUUUUUUAAGGCGCAGUUGGUGGAGGAGCCGGUUUAUAUGAGGAAUUUUGAGAGCAUGCCACCAGUUGAAGUCAUUCCUACGGGAUACACGCUUAGUGAAUUCCGCCAACAAAGAGUAUCAAAAUCCGCACCAAGCACCACAUCACCCAAAACCCUCCGCACCAACUACGUACACACCCUCCUUCAACGCCUCCCAAAUAUGAGCGCCCCCACCAUCGUAGUGAAAGAAAAAACCAUUGAACCACCCACGCCACCUACACCUCCUGCUGAUAUCGGCCCGCAACACGACGCUAUUGAAGGAUUCCAUGUGCAAUUUCGAAAGGACAAAAAGGGGAGACCUUCUACAAUGGUAUUAAAGGAACGUCUGGACGGCAGUUCAAUCACACCUGAACCAAUAAACGAUACACAACACAUUGAAAGCCAAACUAAUGAGCAAAGCCUUGGGGACGGUAUCACGCACCUUGAAAACAAACUACAAGAUCUUGUUCUCACAGACCACGAUAUCCCAAUCGCAUCACCCAACGGCCCACCAAGACAUCACACCAAAGGCCCAGCCGCCCCACACCGCCCCCCAACUCGGAUCUUUUCUUCUGAAACCGUUAUAGAGUCCCCACUGUUAUCACCACCGCAUUCACCCCUUGGACCCGAUACAACAGAGCAAACACCACAAAUAUGGCUUCACCCCAAACCGAUUGGAAAAAUGGUCUCGUUGUCUCUUUUUGGGAAUGUUUGGACGUUGUUGGGGAGGAUGGUGACGGAUCGGACGAGGGGGUGGGUGCGUGGGGAGUCUUGGGGGCCUGUGGUAGAAGAUGAGAGGAUGACGAUUCGGAAAGGAAUUUUUAUGGAAAAGAUGUUGGCGACGUAUGCCCUUUUUCGACGCGAGUAUCACAUCACGGUGCCCAUUACCGAUGAUCUAUCGGGGUUAGUUGACACGCUGUACCUCUCUGAAACCAUGGCCGUGCCAUCUCACGCCGAACAAUGGGUGCUUACUAUUAUUUUCAUAAAAGUGCUGUCCCGCCGAUUGGUUCUACUUGCCCAGGAAGUGGAAAACAAGUGGAAAGACAUGCUGGAACCCAGCGGAGUCAGUGAAGAGGAAUUGAACGUUUUUGUCCAAUUAUUUGGAUAAAAGCCUGACUGGUUUCCCUGAUAAUAGUGUGUCAUGGCACAAAGGGGAUGGGAUUGGAUUCAAUAUGUAUAUAGGUCAACUUUUUUUCGUACUUUCUAAUAAGAAUACCAAAAUCCCAUCGUGUAUGGUAUUACACCCAAAACAAA